AUGGCUGCAGUAACACCAUUUGAAGAAGAUUGUUAUUUAACAUUAAAUAAUAAACAAAUAAAUAAAUUUAUAUUUAUUCUUGAUUGUAGUGGAUCAAUGAAAAAUGAAAAUAAAAUUGGAUUAGCUCGUGAAGCAAUGUUAUUUUUUAUAAGAAAUCUUCCAACUAAUUGUUAUUUUAAUAUAAUUAAAUUUGGAGCAAAAUAUAGUUGUUUAUUUAAUGAAUCAACUGCUUUUUAUAAUAAUAUUAAUAUACGAAUUGCUGAGAAAUUUAUCAGUCAAAUACGAGCAGAUUUAGGUGGUACGGAAAUACUAGCAGCUUUACAAUGGCUUGAACGUCAUCCACCUCAAUUUAAUCGUGCUCGUCAAGUAUUUCUUCUAACUGAUGGUGAAGUUUCAAAUGUAUCUGAAGUAUUAGAAUUAUGUCGUUCGAUGGCUUCAUCAACUCGAAUAUUUUCAUUUGGUUUGGGUGUAUCACCAAAUCGAUCUCUUGUAAAAGGUCUUGCACGAACAACAAAUGGUCGAUUUAUUUUUAUUCCACCAAAUACUCAUAUUGAUGUUUAUAUUCAAGAACAAUUACAAAAAGCAAUUCAACGAUGUAUUACAAAUAUUCGUAUUCAAUGGAAUCUCGGUGUGCCUAUACAAAAUGUACCAAAUCAAUUAUCACCGACUUAUAUGAAUGAUCGUUUAAUUAUCUAUGCUCUAACAAAUAAUCAAGUCAUACAAUUAAAUUCUAAAUCUUCAAUUGAAAUUCGAACUGAUCAAAGUUAUUAUCGUUUAGGUAUAACAGAUGCUGAUCGUAUAGCAAAUAAUACUAAAAUGAUAGCACGUCUUGCUGCUAAAGCAUUAAUACUUGAAUUAGAAUAUUGUAAAAUGCAACGAAAAUGUAUCAAACAAGUACGUUUUGCAGAUAUUGAUGGUGAUUCUAAAAAACAUAAUGAAACUAUUCAAACAAAAGAAGAUAUUAAACAACGUAUUAUUGAUCUAUCAUUACAAUAUAAUAUCCUCAGUCGAUAUACAGUAUUUAUUGGUAUUGAAAAAUAUCUUAGUAAUAGUAGUCAAGAUAUAGCUAUACGUGAAGUACCAAUACAAAUGUCAAUUGAUAAUCAAUCGAUUGAUUCAAGAUCUGAAAAAGUUUUAAAUGAUAUUAAAGAUGUUGAUUCAUAUUCUUCAGCAAUAGAUUUAGAAAAUAAAUUGAUCCAUAUUGAAAGAUCAAGAGAACAAUCAUUAACUAAAAUAAGUACAUUAACGAAUGAAAAAUAUAUGAAUUAUUAUCAAGAACAAGAUUCUCUUGAGCACAUUCAAUCUAAUCGUAGUAUUUCUAUUCCUGUGCAAUUCAGUACAACUAAAGAAAAUGGUGUCAUAACCUUGUCAAAUGAAUCUAAGCUUAUUCAAAAUAGUAUACCAAAGAAAGAUAGAGAUAGAGAUCAAGAUGAAAUUCAAUCAAUGAAUGAUAAAGAUCUUAUUCAAUAUUUAAUAAAUAAACAAAAUGAUGAUGGUCUUUGGAAUUUUGAUUCAAAUAGAAAAACAAUAAAAGAUUUAACAGGAAAAUCCUUUGAUGUUUUUCAAUCAUCUGAAAUUCAUGGUAAUACUCAAAUCUUUGUUACAGCAAUUAUUAUUGUCUUACUUGAAGUAAGAUUUAUGGAUUUACGUUCAAUAUGGGAGGAUGUCGUAGAAAAAGCACGUCGAUGUUUAAUAAAUUUAUUAAAUAAUGAUUGGAAAAAAAUAGUAUUUUUAUUUCGACAUAUUAGAAUAAUAUUAAGUGAAUAA
Messenger RNA from Rotaria sp. Silwood2, 1767 nucleotides. The record is from the annotation of a GenBank genome assembly. NCBI's taxonomy places the organism in Eukaryota, Metazoa, Rotifera, Eurotatoria, Philodinida, Philodinidae.